Messenger RNA from Xiphias gladius (swordfish), 1371 nucleotides. RefSeq lists its product as uncharacterized. Gene Ontology annotation, biological process: cell-cell adhesion. Gene Ontology annotation, cellular component: cell-cell junction. The record is from RefSeq and is a predicted model, not a curated record. Gene Ontology annotation, molecular function: cell adhesion molecule binding. Bases 277 to 1173 code for a protein of 298 amino acids. NCBI's taxonomy places the organism in Eukaryota, Metazoa, Chordata, Actinopteri, Istiophoriformes, Xiphiidae. The transcript is spliced from 7 exons.
GGGCGUGAAUUUUCAUCAGCAAAAAUGAGUCCGGAGACCGGUGAAACAUAAUAAGGCUUAUUUAUUUUCGCCUGCAUGACGAUUGGCAUGGACGGUUCCACUGUGCGUUCAGAAUUUACAACUAAUUUGAACCCACUUCCUGUAAAAACACCGAAAUGGAAAACCACACCUACAUUGCGUUAGAGAUAAAUAGUUGGUAAACUUUCAUUUCAGACCAGAAGCUGCGCAGCACAGCACUGCGUUUUUUUCUGAUACUGAAAGGGGAUUUUCACAGCCAUGAAAGUUCUUCUAGUUGUUGCACUGGUCUCCCUGAUUCAUGGCAGUUAUGCCACUUUGCUCAUUAAAGGGCCAACCCAGCCGGUUCUGGAGGGAGAUCCGGUCGCACUGGAGUGUCUGUACUCGGACUCUGAGCACAACAUCAGCCAGGUCCGCUUUGAGAUCUUCUCCAAGAGCAUAAAGAUGUGGCGUCCAGUGUAUGAGCGACCGUGGUGCUUCUAUUCAAUGGAAAUAGAGCGGGCAGCUGACAGGAUAGUGCUGUCUAUCCCCUAUGCAGGAAAGUCCUCUGAAGGGUCCUACCGCUGUGUGUCCGACGCUGAAAAUGUGACCGCACCAGACAACUCCUCCCAGCCGCUGGCCUUCAAAGUGCAUUACAUGGGAGAGCCUUCAGUGUCAAGGGAAGGCUACACGCUCUACCUGAGUGUCCCACAGGAGCUGAAGGUGCAAGCCGGGGAUGAUGUGGUGCUGAAGUGCUUUGCCAGCUCAUCAGAAGAGCCAAGCUACUUCUGGCGCAAAGAGGGUAGCGACUGGAUCCUGCCUUCCUCCAUGCUGACACUGAAGAAGGUGAGUGUGACGGAUGAAGGACAGUACACUUGCACGGCUGAGCAUCCUUCCGUGGAGUCACUCAGCAAGAAACACACAGUCAGGAUCACCGUACUGCCUGAGGAUGCCCCCUGGUAUGAGUCUAGUAAUGGCCGUCUCAUUUUGAUGACCUCGGCGUCGGCUGUGGCUCUCUUGGUGUUCAGCCUUUCUGUGAGCGUAUUCCUGUGCCGCAGGGCCAAGCAGACCAAGACCAGCAAGGGACCCAUUGAUGACCGGUCUCAGAAAAAGCCCAUCUACAAAGCCAGUUCGGAGUCCUUACCCUCCGCCUGCGGAGACAAACAGCCUCUGGUGUGACUGCACAGGCAGGUGGAAGGACGAGGAGGGGGAAGGAAGAUGGAGCAAGAGACAGGGGAGAUGGAGUGGGUGGCCAGAAAAUGAGGGAUGGCAUAGAGGGGAUACUUAAAGAGGGAGGAAAUAGUAUAGGGGGAGGAAAGGAGGGAGGCAAAGAGAGAACAGUAUCAUAAUCAGUGACAAGCUGGGUGUAAAAAAAAA